Molecule: messenger RNA, 4196 nt
Organism: Lingula anatina
Lineage: Eukaryota; Metazoa; Brachiopoda; Lingulata; Lingulida; Lingulidae
Product: jouberin
Biological process (GO): motile cilium assembly
Cellular component (GO): ciliary basal body
Molecular function (GO): protein binding
Source: RefSeq, a predicted model, not a curated record
GCCCUAUUUUCGUCUACCAAUGAAACGUUUCUCUGCACAUUACUGCGAGACUGCACAACAACAAUCAUGGCGGAAGAUGGUGUGCCUAAGAAAAGGAAAGCCAAGAAAAAGCCUGUGGUAGAGAAUGGACUGGAUGAGGCUGAUGGGGCAGCCCCAACAAAUGUCAGGGGGCAGACCAAAGCAAAAUUCAACCAGCUUCUACAACAGGCCAUGUCAGAAAACAAAAAUGCAAAAUCUGGGAAGAAAAAGAAGGCACAAGAGUCUAUGGCGCUUAAAACCUUAAAACAGGGUGAAGCAUUUAGAAAAGAUGGAGAGGAUGAAUCCAUCUUGGCCAAUACAUAUGAUCCAGAUGACCAUCCAAAAAGCACCAAAAGCAACAAGAGGAGACAGAGAAUGAUGGAGAGAUCAGGAACAGAAAACCCUGCAUAUGAAGAGGAAACGGAAACACCAAGGAGAAUUAAGAACAAAAAGAACAAAAAUUCAGAGGAUGUUGACAGAACCAUGACAAUAUCAGAAUUGGCCCCACCUCCUUCCGCUGGAAAGAAGAAGAAAAAGAAGAGGACUCCCAGGCCAUCGGAGGAUGAGGAUGCACAAGAGGCAGAGGCGGAGAUGUUAGAAGAAGCUCCAGAUGUAAAGCCAAUAACUUCAGAGAAAAAGGCCAAGAAGACUAAAAAGAAAAAGAAAGAUGCUGAGCAAACAGAAGAAGGAGCAGAAGUCCUCCCUGAGGACACAACAGUCAUGGAGCCAGUGCCAGCCAGAAAUAUAGAAGAUGAUGGCAGAGUUCUUGGCAUAACUGUGCACAGGACAGAUAAAUUAAAGACAGACUUUUUUAUUGCUCAUCCACUGGUUAGGAUACAUAUUGUAGAUGCAGCUACGGGAUCACAUGUAAAGAAACAACACAGAGAUCGUGCAGUAACCUGGUAUUAUGAAAGAAAGGUAGACGGUUUAGACUACAUCCUCCCAGUGCUCACACAGCCAUAUGACUUCAAGAAACAAAAAUCUACUCUUCCCAUGUGGGAAGAACUGGUGAUCUUCAAUGAAAACUACAAUUACUUUCUACAGCAGGAUCCAAAGGUCAUGAUAUUUUUUGAGAUUUUAGAUUUUAUUAGCAUGAAUGCUGCCAGGCAAAAAUACAACGUAGCUAAGCAGGAGGGUGGCUGGCAUAGGGUUGCAUGGGCUUUUCUUAAGGUGCUAGGUUCUAAUGGCCAUUUUAACACAGACAAAAAACUAAGAUUACAGUUAUUUCAACCACCAUUCAAGUUUAAAGCAAAACCAGGCGUGGUAGAUGUAUACCAGUGGUGGCUAGAACUACCACGUGUACACUAUCCGUCCACUUUGUAUGUCACAGUGAAAGGAAUCAGGCCUCCUAACCCAGAUGAGAUAGAGCCUGCAGGCAGGUCUAUGUUUGCUACACAGAAGGUAUGUCGAGUGUGUUUCUCGGCACAUGUACUUGUUUUGAAUAAACACAAUAGAUAUCUGAAAGACUCUCUGCUCAUAUUUUGUCAGAUAUUUUCAUACCAUUAUAGCCAAUCCAUAUUGUCUUCUGUGUGCAGAGAUGAGGAUAAGAAGACUCCAAGCACAUGGAGCAGGCUUGCUGGUCAAGCUUGCAAAGUUCCCAACAACCUCAACCUAACUCUGCCCACUGGGAGACAGGGGUGUUUUGUAUUAAAGUUCUCUCCUGAUGGAAGGAAGUUAGCGUGUGGGUGCCAUGAUAAAUCCACAUAUCCUAUUCUAGUGUAUGAGAUACCAUCUGGACAGCUAAAGGGUCAGUUUCUGGGUCACUACAGCAUCAUAUAUGAUUUGUGUUGGACCAAAGAUAGCAAGAGCUUACUAUCAGCUUCUUCAGAUGCUACAGCAAGGAUAUGGAACAUUCAGAAGUUUGGUAGCCUGUCGGAGAAAUUGCUUCCACACCCAGCCUUUGUGUACACCGCCCAGUUCCACCCCAGGGUGCCUACAGUAGUGGUUACAGGAGGAUAUGACAAACUUAUCAGAAUAUGGAACACUGACAUGCAGGGACACCAUGCAGAGCUAGUUCAAGAGCUUGAGGGCCAGAAGGGGUUUAUCAACACAAUUUGCUUUGAUGAGGAUGGGCAGAAGAUGUUUUCUGGGGACAGCAUAGGGACACUUAGGGUGUGGAAUGUAUAUGUCACUGAGAUGCCCUCAAGAAAAGGAGUUCUAAGGGACUGGAGUCUGUAUAAGGAAAUCAAUGAUGAGGAAUAUGAGGGUACACCCAUUAAUUAUGUGACCAUGCACCCAGGAGGUAGACGAUUACUGGUUCACUGUAGAGAUAACACAAUAAGAAUGAUAGAUCUCAGAAUAUUUGCUGUUAUGCAGCGUUACAUUGGUGCUUUAAAUUUCCGGGAACAGAUACGCAGCACAAUCUCACAGUGUGGCACUUUUGUUGUAUCUGGGAGUGAAGACUAUGGGGCAUAUGUGUGGAAUGCUGAGACGGGAGAUCAAGUUGCAAUGUAUACAGAGCUGAAUUACAAGAAGCCUGUCACCUGUGUAGAUUUCCACCCUCAUGAUAACAUGGUGGCCUUUGCCUCAUUUGGAGAAAACAAUCCAGUGUUAAUAUACAUCUAUGACCACCAAGUGGCCCAACUGGAUGCAGACAUUGGCACAGUGUUUGGGACCAAGUCUAUGAGACCUAGAUCACCCACAAGGGCUUCCACAAUGAAAGAAACAGAAUCUCAGGCAAAAUUAAGGGCUCAUCAGGAAUACCAGGUAGAAGACAGCUCCUUGCAGGGUACAGCAAGGCUGGAGAGAGUGAAGAAAAAACUAGAAGCAGUAACAGCUUCUAAGAAUGUAAAGGCAUUCCAAGCUCCACUAAGGGCUCGUUCACCAGAUAAGUUAAUCCCUGGUCAAGUUCCGUCCACACCUGGUCAGACAGCCUUCAUGGACAGCACAUGGGGGCAUACAUUUGACCAGUCAACAUAUCUGAACUACAUGCAAGCCAUGACAGGGAGUCCAGCUCCUCAAGCAUUUUCCCCACAUGCCACAACCAACCUGAGUGCCACCAUGCAACAACAGCAGUUUGCGUCCCAGAUGAAGUACCAAAGACAAGGCGGCACAGGAUGGAGACCACAGUUUGGAGCAGUUGGGCGCCAGGGUGCAAUGCCUAUUCCAUAUACAGGCAGGCCUCCACAGAUUGCCCUCAAUGCAACACAAGGAAAACCUCAGUUUUCAUUUCAACCUCCUCCUACCACUAAGAAUAAGACAGCUGUACAAAAGCAGGUCAAGGCACUGUAUGACUAUCAGGCGCAGAGGUCUGAUGAGCUGUCGCUGGUGCGUGGUGACAUUGUGACAGUGCUGUAUAAGGACAGUGAGAACUGGUGGAUGGGUGAACUGUUGGAUGGACAGCAAGGAUUUUUUCCCUCAAACUAUGUGGCAGAAAUAGGAGCAGUGGAUGAUGGAGAUGAAGAUGAGGAGGAAUUGAAUGCAAUAGAGACAAAACCAAAGAAAACUACAGCUGUAAAGUCUGCCUCGGGAGACCUGAAAUUUGUCUCAGAGACAGAGGACAGUGAGCAGGACACCCCUGGUGGGACACCAAAGAGGAAAUCUGCUGCAAGGAGGAGGAGGAGGGAUUCAAUAGACAGAUUACUUAAGAGUGUAGAUGACAAUGUAAAACCACCACUUAACAGAAAAGCAAGGACUAAAGUUAAAGAUCCUGAAGAAUCAAAAGCAUAAUCACAGCAGUAGGCUGGGUUAUAAUGAGACAGUAUUCAAGCUCAUUUUACAAAAGAAAUGUUUUAACACUAAAAAGUUCCCAAAUACACAGCUGUUCAUAAUUUAUUUGUAGUUUCAUUUGGGAAUUCUUGUAUACUACAAUUUCAAUCUCUUACAGAAAUAUUGUGCCAGUAGCUGAUGAUAUUAUUAUAUGGUCCCCUAUGAAAAGAUAUGUAUUUAUUUUAGGUCUUGCGUCAAGUUUUUUUUUUUUUUUUUUAAAUUUUGAAACUAGAAUACAGCAUUGCCAGUUAUUCGGAGUGUUAUAUAUGAAAAAAUAUUGUAUAUCAUUUAUAAAUCACUCUGCAUAUUUGUUGUGGUUUGAAGUAGUUUUUGUUGGGGUACAAAUUAUUAACCUGUAUGUGCUGUGGAUUGUUAUGGUGCUGUACUAACAGCUUCCAAUUGUUUAAAUGCUGGUCUUCAAAUGUUUGAGCAGUAGUUACCCAACUUAUAGAAUAAAUAAUUUAAUUUUA